Gracilinanus agilis (Agile Gracile Mouse Opossum) is the source of this 2911-nucleotide messenger RNA. RefSeq names its product tripartite motif containing 32 (gene TRIM32). The record is from RefSeq and is a predicted model, not a curated record. Gene Ontology annotation, molecular function: zinc ion binding; protein binding. The coding region runs from base 1 to 1944 and encodes 647 amino acids. The transcript has a single exon. Lineage: Eukaryota; Metazoa; Chordata; Mammalia; Didelphimorphia; Didelphidae.
AUGGCUACAGCUUCCCAGAUGAAUCUGGAUGCUCUUCGGGAAGUGUUAGAAUGCCCCAUCUGCCUGGAAUCCUUCACUGAAGAUGUUUUACGUCCCAAACUUCUUCAUUGUGGCCACACUGUCUGCCGGCACUGCCUCGAGAAGUUAUUGGCAAGCAGUAUCAAUGGUGUUCGCUGCCCCUUCUGCAGCAAGAUCACACGCAUUACCAACUUAUCCUUGCUGGCAGACAACCUGACCAUCCUGAAGAUCAUUGACACAGCUGGGCUGAAUGAGGCCAUGGCACUAUUGAUGUGUCGGACCUGUGGACGGCGACUACCCAGGCAGUUCUGCAAGAGCUGUAGCAUGUUGCUUUGUGAGCCCUGUAGGACAGCAAAGCAUUCAUUGCCCAAACAUUCUGUACUCCCAAUCAAGGAGGCAGCUGAGGAACGGCGUCAUCACUUUGGUGAGAAGCUUGCGCAGCUACGGGAAGUGGUCAGAGAACUGCAGCUUCGGAAGGAGACUCUGGACAGGGUCUCCAAAGACUUGCAGUGCCGCUACAGGGCAGUUCUGCAGGAGUAUGGGCGGGAAGAACGGCGCGUCCAGCAGGAGCUUGCCCGUUCACGCAGGUUUUUCACUGGAUCCCUGGGGGAGGUAGAAAAGGCUAAUAGCCAAGUGGUGGAGGAACAGGGAUACUUGCUAAAUAUUGCAGAGGUACAGGCUGUGUCUCGUUGUGACUACUUCCUGGCCAAACUCAAACAGGCAGAUGUGGCUAUUUUGGAAGAGAUGGUAGAUGAGGAGGAACCAGAGCUGACAGCCAAGCUGCCUCAGGAAUUGACCUUGCAGGAUGUUGAGCUCCUCAAGAUGGGUCAUGUUGGUCCCCUCCAGAUUGGCCAGGCAGUCAAGAAGCCCCGGACAGUCAAUAUAGAUGAGCCCUGGGUUGACGAGAUUGACACCACCUCCAUGACAAUCCGAGAGAUGGAUGUGAGCCCAGAAGAUAUGGUUCCUAGUCCCCGGUCUUCACCUGCACGCCAGAGAAAAUCUGAAGCAGCAGCCAGUAUACAACAAUGCCACUUUAUCAAGAAGAUGGGUUCCAAAGGCAGCUCAGCAGGCAUGUUCAACCUGCCUGUCAGCCUCCAUGUCACCAAUCAGGGUGAAGUGCUGGUAGCUGAUCGAGGUAAUUUCCGUAUCCAGGUUUUCUCUCGCAAGGGCUUCCUGAAGGAAAUACGACGCAGUCCCAGUGGCAUUGACAGCUUUGUGCUUAGUUUCCUUGGGGCUGAUCUGCCCAAUCUGACCCCACUAUCAGUUGCCAUGAAUUGCCAGGGAUUAAUUGGUGUGACGGACAGUUAUGACAACUCUGUCAAGGUAUAUACUUUAGAAGGCCACUGUAUUGCUUGCCACCGAAGUCAGCUGAGUAAGCCUUGGGGCAUUACUGCCCUGCCCUCAGGCCAGUUUGUGGUCACAGAUGUGGAAGGAGGUAAACUGUGGUGUUUCACAGUUGAUCGAUCUGCUGGAGUGGUCAAGUUCAAUUGUCUCUGUGGUGCUGUACGCCCCAAGUUUGUUACCUGUGAUGCUGAAGGCACUAUCUAUUUCACCCAGGGGCUGGGCCUCAACCUGGAGAACCGGCAGAUUGAGCACCACCUCGAGGGUGGUUUCUCCAUUGGUUCCGUGGGCCCUGAUGGGCAGCUUGGCCGUCAGAUCAGCCACUUCUUUUCUGAGAAUGAAGAUUUCCGCUGUAUUGCUGGUAUGUGUGUGGAUGCUCGUGGGGACCUCAUUGUUGCCGAUAGCAGCCGAAAGGAGAUCCUUCACUUUCCCAAGGGUGGUGGCUAUAAUGUUCUUAUCCGGGAGGGACUCAUUUGUCCUGUAGAUAUUGCUCUUACUCCUAAAGGGCAGCUGUUGGUGCUAGAUUGUUGGGAUCACUGCAUCAAGAUCUACAGUUACCACUUAAGAAGAUAUUCUACUCCUUAGUGGGAGCUGGCAUUCUUCUCCAUAGCCACCCUUUCUCCUAGUACAUCUGUGGGUGUCCUUGAUGCUAUACUAAUGUUCUGUGUCCUGAUCCUAGCUGGGUAUGUGUAGAAUUCAAGAGUCAGUGUUUAGAAGUCCUGUUCUUUAGUUUGCCUCUAAGAAUAGAGCUUUAAAGGAUCAACUGGCAUUGAGGAUAUGGGACAAUUAGCUGUACCAGUCCCCUCCAAGAUUUCACCAGCUUUAAUCAUCUUAGAGACUAAGAAGUGUCUCACCAGCAAAUCCUCAUUGAUUAUCCUGUUUCUCUUUUGGAUCCCUGACUUGUUGGCUCAUUUCCAAGUAGCAUUCUGCCUUCUAACAAAGGUUUCUCUGCAUUGCUGACUGAUCUGCAUGCUCUAGUGGGUCUUGUACCCCCAGAUCCAUAUGGCUCUUCGGUAGCAUUUCAAAUGUAUCCCAGUAAUAUUACCUUUGGGUUCAUUCUCCAUCACCAAUGUGAAACAAAUCCAGUGCUCCCCAAGAAGAUAAAUACUACCUUGGGGGACUGCUUUCUGCAGGCCAGAGUGUUUUCAGCAUCUUAAACCACCAGGUUCGGACAUGAUUGAGAAUGGAACUGACUUUGUAGACCAUUAGAGAAAUCUAAAUUGAAAGCUGAUUGUCUUUUAAAGGGACUCAUAUUUUGAAACCUUGCCAAAGUUUAAAAAAAGAUUGGAAUCAAUAACAACAUAUUAACAAAUGAUAUAUUUAUUCAUGCUCUUCAAGAUGCUGUAGUUUGGCCCACCAUAGUUUUCAUGGGUCUAUUCACUUGUCGAAGAGUUUGUAAAACAAGGCUAAGGGCUGGGAAUGGAUUGAGAAUCAUUUUCAAUACUGGAAAACUUUGGUGGGUGCUUGGCAUGUAUUUCCCAAUGGAGUGUAAAAUAUUCAAUUUCAGGAUUUAUUUCCAUUCUUUGUAAAGCAUUAAAUAAUUGAUGGCAGU